UGAAGAUUGAAAAUUGGCAUAGUAGUUGGUCUACCCAUUAGAUCUGUUAAGAUGAGUUUACAAGAGUUUACUGGGAACACUCUAGUGUGUGACCUCAUACAAGAUGCAGUCUUGAAGAUAUGUACAGAACAUAUGAACUUCUCACGUAUCUUAGAAGUUGAUGGAAUCAUCUGUAUAUCUCCCGAGCAAAGCCAGAAGGAUCUUGUUGUUAAGAUACAUCGGACUAUAGUGAAAUCAUCUGAUGCUCUAUCCGAUGAUGUUGCUCUGAUGGAAAAUCAAACGCAGCAAUCUCAAACAGCUAGGUUUCAAUCUCAGGCAGCUAGCUUUCAAUCAGAAUCAAAUAGGAAUAGUUUCCCAUCACAUAUGAGGCUGAAUCAUACCCCAGGUCAUCAAGGGCUACGGGAGCAGGGGAUGAGAGGCCAAUUACAGGUUGGCCACAGGAAUCCUACAAUGCUGUCUGGUCAGCACGGAAAUCAAAAUGUUACAGUAGAAUAUAAUGAGUCUGGUAAUAUGUUACCCAUACAGUUAGAGCAAGAAGGGCGUAACGAGGACAAUAGCUAUAUUGACUAUGAGGUCACACAGAACUCUCCCGAUUCUAAUACAGAAGAGGCAGAUGACAGCUCCUAUGGUUUGUACAACAAUGAAGAGGAAUCUAACAACACUUGGGACCAGACUGAUAUGGAUGAAGAAAUGUUAGCCAUAUCAAACUCUUCAUUCCGCCUGGAGGAUGCCCUGGCGCCUCUUCCUGAGGUUCGGGUCCUUGAUGUCACCUUAUUCCCAUGUCCUUGGUGUAAAAGUCAAUACUCCACAGUAGAUGAGUUAGAGGUCCAUUUGCCAGUCCAUGGAGAAAACACUGAACGGUUCAAGUGUAAGUAUUGUUCCCGUUACUUUGCCCGGAAAUCAAGUUUGACCGUACAUUACAACAAGAUGACCUGCUUAGAUGAUCAGAGGUUUGAGUGUGUUCACUGUCAAGCUAUAUUGAAGACUCGCCAGCAGUUUAAGCUCCACAUGGGGAAACACUACAGAGAUAAGCGUACAUACAAGAAGAAAGGUGGCAAAGCUAUCGCUUGUAAACAAUGCGACCUUGUUUUAGGAAGCAUGGCUGAAUUCGAACGCCAUAUGAAGACACAUCCAGCGAACAAACCCUACAAAUGUAAAAUUUGCAACAAAGGCUUCCAGUCUAAAGGGGGCCAAGAGAUGCAUAUGAAGCGACAUAGGGGUGAGGAUCCAUACAAGAGUUAUAACAAGGCUAGCUGCACUCUUUGUGAUAGGGUCUGUGUUAGUAAGAGUGCUCUGGCCAAUCAUAUGAGAGUACAUGAUUCCGAUAGACCUUUUCCUUGCGAUCAUUGCUCCCAGAGAUUCAUAAGACUCAGUGAUCUUAAAGGACAUGCAUACAAGGAACAUGGUAUCACACCUAUUCCUGUAUUCCCCACACCAAAUAGUAAUGCCGGAGCUACACCUAAUGUCGAAGCCAACCCAAAAGAUGAAGCCAACUCUAAUGUUGAAGCUAACGCAACUAAUGUUGAAUCCACCAUUCCGUAUAAUGAAGAUGAUAUCUUACGAGAAGGCAUUUCUAAUGUAGAUGAUCCUAACAAUCUGGACAACACAGAAAAUUCAUCAGAAACUAUGACUGUUAAAACUGAAACUGUUGAAAUAGAGCAAACUGAAGAUGUUGAGGACAAUGUAGAAACUGAUGCUGUUCCAGGAGAUACAAGUAAUGAUAAUGUUGUUGAAUCUAUGGACGAGCUGUGAAAAAAUCAUGAACAUCAUCCUACAGUAGAGAUACCCAAUCACAAAAAAUGUUGGAGAGUGAAAUUGUACACUCUAUGCAAUAGCAAAGUGAAUCAUCAAUAAGGCAUAAUGACCACAGCUUUUGCCAAAUAUGUUGAAUUGUGCUAUUCAGCCCCAGAAUCACCCCCUGCAUACAUAUGGUACUGUAUAUCAUAUUCUUGUACUUGUGAAUGUCUUCAAGAAACAAGUUGUUGCUUUACACUCCCAAUCUGCACUCCGAAAUCUCGAUACCAUACGGAACAUUAAGAGCAUGGUACAGAACUGUACCAUUCGAGUAUGGUGCUCUAUGGUAUUGUUUAGUCUAUGGUACUAUACAGUUCCAUAUUUUACAG
Messenger RNA from Owenia fusiformis, 2123 nucleotides. Lineage: Eukaryota; Metazoa; Annelida; Polychaeta; Sabellida; Oweniidae. The record is from the annotation of a GenBank genome assembly.